CGACACUGUAUUGUGACGCUGACUUCCCUUGUCCCCCUUUCGCUCGGCUGACAAACAACCGAACCGACGUCAAAAUAUCUCCACUGGAGCCUUUCUCACUGACAAUUGCGGCUCUUUUUUCCCGGCCCCAAAACUGUUACUGCUUCUACCUACUGUACCUAAUAAGGUACGCUACGCUACCUCGAUCUAUUACACUACAUGCCAGGACCCGUUCGUUCAGUCAAUUUUGACUCCGAUUCCGCCACCCCAAACCCAGCCUAACUCAGAGUUUCCGUUCGAGUCAACAUUCGGCCGAAUGCUUUCGUCAGAUUGAAUUGAAUCGUAUUAUUCAUUGGUUCCCUCUUUCCCUUUGACAAACUGGUUGAACCAACCAUCACUCAAAAUCGAGUCAAGCUUUUAGCACCUACUGCACUCCACCCACUGAAGGACCCCCGGACUACGGCCAUAACACAGCACCGUACAGCCGACUUUUAGCUGCAAAUCCCCCUGCAACUCAUCCCCUCUGAUCCCAUAUCCCAUCUCGAUCCCCAUCCCAUUUCUUCCCCCCUCCCCUUCAACCUAACAUCGCGGCGGCUGUAUUCCUCAACAUAUACUUAGCAGCCCGAGCUUUUACUGCGCCGCGCAUCAGGUACUAUACCUCCUACUGACUGUUGCAGCUGGCCCAUACAGUUAAGGUACUGCAUCAGAGUCUCCCCACUUCAUAGGGAACUUCCACCACUGUUUUCGCACGCAUACGGUACCUUACCUUACUUUCACUCAUACGCUACGCACACCCGACCUCGCAGACACGCCCCUCAUCGCAUCUUGAAUCUCGAUCUCUUGCUGGCCGCUGCGCAAGGCCCAAAGCCACUGGCCACUAGGUGCCAAGGACUCGCAGUCCCUCCGGGGCUUCGAUUCCCUCCUCUUCUCCAGGCGCCUUCAUGCAGCGGCUUCCUAGUUUCAACUCUCCCUCGUCUCCUUCUGCCUCUGCUUCUUCGAAUUGUCCCGUCGCAGACUCAACCGAUCAAGAGAAGGAGGGUCACAAAAAGCAUCCACCACCAACCUCAACCUCUACUCUGGGUUCAGUACCCACAUUUACGACUCCAAGCAACACCACUACCACCAGCACGACUGACGCUGAGCUUGAUACCGACGUUUCAGUUCUUGCUGCUGCUGCUGCUAAAGCUGCCGGGGAAGCUUACAACAGGGUCACCAUAACUGGCAGGAAAGCCUACGACUCUCGCCGCAUAUCAGAGGCACCAGCAUGGAGGCACGAGCUUAGCAUACCAAACUUGGCCUCAAUCGCGCCCUUUUCUGACUUUGCGACCUCCUUCUCGCCAGCUUCGACUACCGGCGCUAUUCACCAGUCAAGUUUGUCCACCGCCGGUAGUCCACGAGGUCUUAGCGCGUCCACGCGAGGGCUUCCACAGACUCCCAUUCCGGCGAAGCGUCCGUCCGCCCCGUUCAGAGGUGAACCCGUCAUGCACCCAUCACCCAUCAAGAAAGCCCGCACUGGGGCAUCACCACCUCGAAAGGUCGAACUUCCUAACCAAACCGCGAAUCUUGAUCCCUCAGCAAGGGGGAAGCAGCAAGGGCCCCUCUCGCCUCUCUUCUUCUCACACACGCCAGCGAGGCACGUUCAUCGUCCGGCCAGCUUUCCCGCAACCGAUCCUGCUAUUUCUAUGCUUUCACGUAUGCGAGAGGACCCGGCUGGCGGUGUCACGACCUUGAAGUUGCCUCGCGCAAGUGUGAGCUCCAUCAGCCCAGGAAGAUCAGAGAGCACUCCUGGUAGUUGGGGGUCUUCAAUGGACGCUCCCGCUCAUACAACGACUCCAGACAGUCGUAGUCUCCCUCCGGGGCUGCAGAUGCUACAAGGUGUUGGUGUUAUUGAGUUUCUGGAGCAGGACGAGAGGCCUACCUUUCUGAUAGACCUGGACAAUUCCGCGAAUGCUAGCCGUGCCGGCUUACACAUCCUCUACUACAACGCGUCUCUACGAGGAGCACAUGAAGUGCUUCAAUAUUUGUCAGUGGACCAAGAAGAUGCUAGUGCAGACACAGAUUUUGGUCGCUUCAAAUCAUGGAUUAUGACACAAUCCAAAGCUCGUGUGUCAGCUGAUACUCACAAGUAUGCUGGUAUUACCUGGACAUUAUCAACAUUACGUCGAAGGUUUCGCUUUGUUAGCGCUCAGACUUGUGUUGCUACUCCUCGCCCCAGUACUGCGUUGCCACUCAUUGACGAGGCAGCUGCUUCGGAAACGAGAAGUGCCGGACACUCGCCGCAGAUGCCCGUUACUCCUGACGCCGAGCUCGUUGAUGCGCCAGAUUAUUUCGGUGAUGCUGAACCUAUUGAUGCUAAUUUUGGUCGCGCAGAUGUUGAUGCGAUCAUGGAGGGAGGUGACACGAGACUACACCCUGACGAGUUUACAAACCAAGUCUUCCAAUCGCAACCCGCAAGGUCAAUUUUCGAUUGGACAAGGAUACCGGUGUCGGAUGCACUUCCUCCUCAUAUAAAGUUUGCUCGUUCUGUAGAUUGGGCGGCUACUCCUCUCGGGCCAAUCGAAGAUUGGCCUGCGGAUCUCAGAUCCAUGUCCAACCUCAUCAUGGGCAGCCCACACCCCGCUGCCAUGUACUGGGGUCCCCAGUGUGUGAUCAUCUACAACGAAGCUUAUCUUGACCUUGCAGGCCAAAAACAUCCCAAGUUGAUGGGGUCUUGCUACAUGGAUGCCUGGCCUGAGAUUUGGGAUGAGAUCAAGCCUGUGUUCAAGAGCGCACUAGAAUCUGGACAGGCGACAAUGAAGCACGAGAAUCAGCUCUUCAUUAAUCGGCACGGCUUCUUGGAGGAAGCCUUCUUUUCGUGGUCAAUUGUUCCCUUGGUGGGUGGUGAAGGCGAAGUGGUCGGACUAUACAACCCAGCUUUCGAGAAUACCCGCAGACGAGUCAACGAGAGACGAAUGCUGAUGCUUCGCGAGAUUGGCGAGAGGACGGCUGCAGCUACCACUGUCGCAGGUUUCUGGCCCCAGGUGCAAAAGGGACUGGAGUUCAACGAACACGAUGUGCCCUUUGCCCUGAUCUACUCGGCCAGAGACGACACUGAGAGCGAGGUUUCAUCAUUACAUUCUGGCAGCUUGAUACACUCACCCCAAUUGGUUCUUGAGGGGAGCCUUGGAGCACCAGAGAAUCAUCAAGCCGCACUUCCACAGCUUGACAUGCGGCAGUCUGAGGAUGGCUUCGCGCCUUACAUGCGCCAAUCAAUGGCUGCAGGCGGUGUUCCAAUUGUCCUCUCUGAAGAGAGUGGUAACCUUCCUACGCAUCUUAUUGAUGGUCUUCACUGGAGGGGCUUUGGCGAUCCCUCAAAGACGCUCGUUGUUUUCCCCGUUAUCCCGACCACUACAGGAGAAUCCGUGAUUGGAUUCAUCGUGAUGGGUGUCAACCCUCGCCGACCCUAUGACGACGAUUACAAGCUGUUCAUUCAUCUGUUGUCCCGGCAGCUAGCUACCUCGAUGGCUUCAGUGGUUUUGUUCGAGGAGGAAAUCAAGCGUGGUCAAAGGGCUGCCCGCCUCGCUGCACUAGACCGUCAAGAACUCUCGAUGCAACUUUACCUCCGUACACAAGAAGCCGUGGAAAGCGAGUACAGAUUUACUCGAAUGGCUGAGUUCGCUCCUGUCGGCAUGUUCAUCGCCAACUUCGCGGGCAAGAUCAACUAUUGCAACGAUAUGUGGUGGCAGAUCUCGAGGCAUUCCCGGUCCGAGGAUUCUGUCGAUACUUGGAUGGAUAGUGUCAGAGACGAGGAUAGACCAGCAUUGGAAGAUGCGUGGGACAAACUCCUCAGAGAGAAAGUCACGAUUUCGGUGGAAUUCCGGUUCAAGUGUUCUCAACAGAGCGAUGGAAACACGAUUGAUACCUGGGUUCUGAUGAGCGCUUAUCCCGAACGGAACCAAGAGGGCAAUCUUAAGUUGAUAUUUGGCUGUAUCACCGACAUCUCUUCUCAGAAAUGGGCCGAGAAAGUGCAGAAUGAGCGACGUGAAGAGGCGGUCGAGAUGAAACGACAACAAGAGAACUUCAUUGAUAUCACCAGCCACGAAAUGCGAAAUCCUCUAUCAGCGAUUCUACAAUGUGCUGAUCAGAUCGCAAAUAACAUCACCAUCUUCGAUUCGCAUUCUGUCAAAGCAGAUGUUGAGAACCUACUGGACGGAUGCCUGGAUGCUGCAAACACAAUCAAUCUGUGUGCCAGUCAUCAAAAGCGUAUUGUGGAUGAUAUUCUGACGUUGUCCAAACUAGACUCGAACCUCUUAGCCGUUACACCCAUCGACGAACAGCCCGUUAGAGUUGUGCAGCGUGCCCUCAAGAUGUUCGAAUCAGAACUGGUUGCCCACGAUAUCGAGUUUGACUUCAACGUGGAUCAGAGCUUCGAGCAGUAUGGCAUCAAAUGGGUGAAGCUUGAUCCUUCCAGACUGCGACAAGUCUUGAUAAAUUUGAUGACAAAUGCUAUCAAGUUCACCCAAGGUCGUGAGAAACGAGCCAUUACUGUCAGCCUCAGCGCUUCAAAGCACGUGUCUGAAGUCACUAGGAAAGGCAUCUCAUAUUUUGAUAGAGUCGACCAUCAACGUACUGCGGUCAUGGAUAUCAACAACACUGACGAGUGGGGUCAUGGUGAGGAGAUCAACAUUCACUGCACAGUUGAGGAUACUGGUCCCGGCUUAAUCGAGGAGGAGAUGAAGUUUCUCUUCCAGCGAUUUCAACAGGCAACUCCACGAACACACGUUCAGUACGGCGGCUCGGGAUUGGGUCUCUUUAUUUCUCGUAUCUUGACAGAAAUGCAGGGUGGACAGAUUGGUGUUACGUCCCGCCGUGACAUUGGUAGCAGCUUCAGCUUCUAUGUCAAGUGCCGACGCUCUUUGACUCCUCCUCAGGAUUACGAACAGAUUACACCGUUCAAGAUCGCUCGAAAGUCUCAUGCCCCAGCCAUUCCGCAGAAGCCUGAACUCAAUCGCCAACCAUCUCGAACGACGACGACGACAACCGAAGACACAACCCAACUGUUUGAUGUUUUGAUUGUGGAGGACAACAUUGUCAAUCAAAAGGUUCUUCAACGACAGCUACGAAACUGUGGCAACAACACGUUUGUUGCAAACCACGGCAAGGAAGCUCUGCAGACUCUCGAGCGUUCAAGAUUCUGGGCUGGAAAAGAGACUGAAGGUGUUGACAUCUCUGUCAUCCUGAUGGAUUUGGAGAUGCCUGUCAUGGAUGGAAUGACCUGUGCUCGAAAGAUUCGAGAGCUGGAACGAGAGGGAACCAUUGUGCAACAUAUCCCCAUCAUUGCAGUUACGGCAUAUGCACGACCGGAGCAAAUCGAGAGCGCCAAGGCCGCAGGAAUUGACGAUGUCAUCUCCAAGCCAUUCCGAAUUCCUGAGCUAUUGCCCAAGAUCGAAGAGUUGGUCGGCAAAUACAAGAAUCUUUCGGUGUCUGCUUGAUGCUGUAUAGGUUCUGUUGAGCCAGCUCAUGCUUAAUUCUGCAUAGAUGCUGCGCCAGCUUAUACACCUGAUGCUCUGUCAGAAGAACUAUGCAGUUUCUCCACGGUUUACGAAUAUAACGAAGUCACUCGACCUGGAUGGUUAGACAUACGCUCACCCUCACUUUCGACAUAAUUACUUCACCAACCUAUUACAACCUACUAUUCUCUAUUUGGCUCCAUGUAGCAUUUGGUGUCAUGACUUUUGGCGUUUUGGAAAGAGACAAGGCUGGUUUGCGGGAUGGCGAGCCUGCAAGAUCAUUGAAAUGUAGAACAUGGAAGCGACUCUUUUGGAUUUUAUGUGUGAAUCUCUUUUACAGAGCAUAUGGAGCAAAAAUAUCAGUGAGGAUGGGACACGAUGAGCAUUAACAAACACGAUAGAGGAUACACGACGUGCUGGCGUUGUUGGCGUUGUUGGGCUGAUGGACGUCGUUUUGUGGAUGGAUAUCUCUGGACAAAGAUAUGGGUUGUGUUGGUUAUACCUGCCCUACAUGAUCAUGGUUGAUCAUGAUUGUUAUCUGCAUAUAUCUAGAUAAGACCGUUUAUUCGGUGGAUGUCAGCUUGACUUGUUUUAUGAUAUGGUGGUCUCCGUGAACAUGAUGAAGCAUAAAGCUACAUAUGGCGUGGGAGGUUAUCCCGAACCUAAUCGUCGUCUCCGCGAAGGAUGAGGACUAGCAAGUGUAAUACUAAUACUCGAAGGCAACUCAAUUGAUAUAGAUAACGCCAGAUGGUAUGAAUGAAGACCAUGAUCAACCA
Fusarium odoratissimum NRRL 54006 is the source of this 6244-nucleotide messenger RNA. RefSeq lists its product as uncharacterized. Lineage: Eukaryota; Fungi; Ascomycota; Sordariomycetes; Hypocreales; Nectriaceae. The coding region runs from base 921 to 5450 and encodes 1509 amino acids. The record is from RefSeq and is a predicted model, not a curated record. Gene Ontology annotation, molecular function: phosphorelay sensor kinase activity. The transcript is spliced from 2 exons. Gene Ontology annotation, biological process: phosphorelay signal transduction system; phosphorylation.